Molecule: messenger RNA, 3639 nt
Organism: Rhodofomes roseus
Lineage: Eukaryota; Fungi; Basidiomycota; Agaricomycetes; Polyporales; Fomitopsidaceae
Exons: 11
Coding region: 88-3600 (1170 amino acids)
Biological process (GO): regulation of telomere maintenance via telomerase; telomere capping
Cellular component (GO): chromosome, telomeric region; nuclear telomere cap complex
Molecular function (GO): G-rich strand telomeric DNA binding; telomerase inhibitor activity
Source: RefSeq, a predicted model, not a curated record
CCUCGACGCGUCCCAGUCGCGUCCGUGCGUUCGCGUUCGCGCUACCAUCGACUGCCGAAUCUUCCCCGACGCGCUGUGCUCGAGACAAUGAAACGUGCUCCGGACGCUGACGCUCCGGCUCCCGCCAAACGCAGGCGUGCCUCGCCUAAACGCGGCGAUGACCUCUCAAGCGACGCAACAUUCUCCGACACCAGCUACGAGUCAAGCGGAGAGGACAUUCUUCGUGACGGAUUGCGCCCUGAUCGAUACGUCUCCGGGACUGUACACAUGAGGUGGCCACCUGUAGGUAACCGCAUGAUGCUCAUCCUGAAGACAUCCACUGGGUUGAAAGUCGGCAUCACGUUCACGGGCAAGUGCGCUCCAUACUUCGCAUCGCUCGCAUGCGACUUCCGCGACCAAGUGAAGAUUCGAAGUCACGGUGCCGCGAUCACGCAAACGGAGCAGAAUGUCUCACUGUCUCUCCUCUACGAACGAGGCGCGUCGUUAAUGUUCGUCAAAACGCGUAACAACGCACGGGAUGGCCAAGUCGUUGACACGUGGAGUCUCGACAAGGACUUCGUGCAGCCGUCGCAGGUCAACGGCGAUGAUUGGUACAGCACUCCACGGCCAGGGCUACAGCCCACCGAUAUUGUGGGCCACAAUGAUGCUAUGAAUGCUGAAGCAAUCAUUCCCAGAAAAGGGGCGAAUGACGACACCGUUGCUCCGUCUCGCGAAGUGGUCACGUCGCGCCUGGCUGCUUCCACUAGUGGGUUUUCACCUUCUGUGCAGCUCGCAGCCACUAGGAGGUCUACUUCUACUGUCAAACCAGUACAACCCAGCGCCAACGCCAAAGUAGAAGUCGAUGCACGUAGUGCUGCCGACAAAUCGAGCAGUAGAUCUGACGGAGCUACCGCAGUUACUUCUGGAGCGUUGCCAUCAAAGGAUAGCCCAAGGCCUGAGGCAGGCACAGCGCAACCUCCUCCAACCGGGAAUGUUCCUCGGCCUGAUAAACUGGCUUCCAAAGUAGCCUCGCGCGAUGCUUUCAACGGCCCCUCGCGGCCAGCAGAGAAUCAAUCACACCAAAAGGACAAUGCGACGGCUCCCUUCAGCAAAAAGGCAGAGAAGGCGCGUCUACGCAAGCUCAAGAAGCAAUCGCGAGCAUCUGGUCAGGAACAGCCGCAAGCACAGUCUGAAAGGUCUUCGCCAUCUUCGACUACGCGGCCAAGUCAUGGUUCUUCGGGAAGUGCUCCUCCACAGAUAGAUAUUGCUCAAGCGCAGCCAGUAGAGCCUACCGGCGAACGGCAAGCUAUCCCCAUGAAGGCUACAGAAACUAAACGACCAGUCAGGGAGGGAAAGCCAAGGAGCACUUCCACCAUGCCAGAACCCUCUGUCCUUAAUCGUGCUGGCACUGCAGCUCUUCAAGAAGCUGCGAUAACGCGCGGUCCUUCAGAACAAGGUCCUAGCACCCCCAAAUCGAAGCCUCUGGAACUGUCCCCCAGAUCGGUGCCCUCAGUCGCCUCUACCCGUGUUACCCCAAAGAGAGAAACCGCGGAUGCUUCGCCACUGUACCGCGUGGGGUUCCGCAGUGAAUACGCAUAUUACACGCCCCUGGCUAAAGUAGAGUCCAGAGGCAAGAUGUAUAACAUUGCUGCCGUUGUCACUUCCGCGGGGUUAAUCUCGCAAACCUACACCGGCGAGUCUAAGGCUGCGCUGAGUCUGACGGACCCGUCUGUACAUGAAAUCAAUGAUUUCCCGGUGAAUCUGUUCGCCAAGGGAGCUGACCAACUACCGGAGCCCGCACGAGGAGAUAUACUUUUGAUGCGGGGUAUCCUGGGUGAUUAUUAUGGGCGGAAAUGUGGGACCGCUCCGUCGUACAAGGCAUGGUCAUGGGCUAUUGUCGACCCACGCGCGCGGGAGUCGAUACGGAAGAAAGGAGAUAUCAACUUCCAGCCUACUCCGUCCGAGUUGCAGCAUUGCGCCGGACUCGGCGAGUGGUGGACAUCCGUCGCCCCUGUACAAGACCUUGGGGUUAUACACCAAAUCAGGCCGAUACGUACGGGCAGGAUACAUCGUCUUAUCAGUGAAGCAUCCCCGACUUGUGAGCCAGACGGUUACUUCGAUUGCACCGUAGAGGUUUUGUACGGCCACGCGAACAACAACGGUAUCUACAGUCUCUACGUGACGGACUACACGCAGAACCCCGCGAUGGUGCCCCUAGAGAGAGACUGGUGUCCGCCUAUGCUCUCCGAUAAGGUCCUCAAGAUGGAGCUCUUCCUCGAAGCCGCGAUCAAGGGGCCGGAGCUCAAGGCGGGCGGAUACUACUUCAUCGGCAACUGUCGCAUGAAGACGAGUACCGGAGGUCAGUUAGAGGCUACGUUCUCGCAGGUGAACAAGAUGCGCAAGCUGGAUGACGACGCCCUCGAAGAUGAGCCCCGAUUGGCUGCGUUAUUGCAACGCAAAGCGGAGUGGCAGGCGAAAGUCGAAGCCAAUGGCGGCGCGCACGAGUUUCCUCAUUUGCUCUUCGAAGAGACGGAGGAGAACAAGCAUUUUCGCUGCACGGCAGAGGUGCUGUUCGUAUCUACAAAGGACACAUCGUGCUACUUGUACGUCACGGACUACACGCGUCGUGAAGAUCUGGCCCCCGUCGCACCCACCGUGCCCCGAGCGCUCCAACUCAAGGACCGUAUUGUCAAGAUCGCUCUGCAUGAUGAUCAAGCGGAGACAGGAAAGCAGCUAGAAGCGGGCGACUUCGUUGCUAUUCGUAAUCUGCGCCUGAGGCCUACUGGGUCGGAAAAGAAGCUGACAGGACGGCUGGGAGGGAGCCAGAGACUGUUGAGCAAGUUGCAAGUGAACAGCCCGAACGACCAUGAGCUGAAGGUGCUAGUCAUGCGCAAAGAGGAGUUUGAGUCGAAGAAGAAUGCCACGCAUGCUGCGAAAGGAGGCCCCGAGGGCAGCAAACGCAAGAAGAAGGCCAAUAGCAUUCCCGAGAAGCCAAUCGCCCCCGAGACCGGGGGGACAACUGUUUCGCCUCCGCCUGCAAGACCUGCCGACGCUUCCUGCCCUGCACCAACCGAACUAGUAGAGAACAGCAGCAUCAAAGCAGUCAAGGAGAAGACUAUUUGUCCCAACAAAUUCCGCGUUCGCGCGCGGAUUGUCGACUUCUAUCCCCCGGAAAUAUCGAAGUUUACGACGCGAAAAUGUACACAAUGUCAAGACGAGAGGUCGUCCACUCAGCGCGUUUGUCCCGUCUGCGACGAUGCAAUGGAUCCCGACAACAAGACGUCAGUUCGUUCAUACUGGUACUUCGCGCUUGAAGUACAGGAUGAAGAGGAAGAACGCUUGCAGAUUUUCUCCUGCGACGAUCAGUGCUCAAUCCUGAAGGGUUUGGACCCGGCAGACUUGGAGGGAGAUGACAGGACCGUACAGGAACUUGCGGACCGUCUUCGACCUCUUUGUGGAGGCCUUCUUGAGAUUCGCGCAGGAGUGCCGCAACGACGAGCGCAGGAGCUGCCUUUCGAGAGUCCCUGGCUAUCCUUGGUGCUUGGCAGUUACGCGUCAGGGGACGAGGAUGAUCCUUCUGCCAGACAGUACAUACUUCUGGAAUGUACCGUGGCUGCAUAGUAUUCUGCUACAUACCAAUGCCUCUACGCUGCCCUCUCC